CCGGAAGUCCCCGGCUUUAAAGAAUAACCUCAAUGAUUCUUUACAUGUUGUGCACAGGCAGCAGAGUAAACACAGACAGAAAGCCGUCCUACAGGCUCUUCUUGAUUCCUGCGGUGGCUCUGGCAGCGCUACUCAUAGCCCCAGUUUAACUCCCGUGUUUACAGGGAAUAGGUGUUUACAGGUGGGAAAUGGCCAACAGAAGUUGAGAGGGGAAGCAGUAUAUGAAUAUAACCAGAGAUGGAUAAGGAUGGGGGAAAGCCAAAGACCUUUGUGUCUACUUUCAAGCUGGCCCUGAAGCCUCAAGCCAGGACUUUCUGUGUGGAGAAACAGAAAGAGAAUGGACUGGAUACCAGUAACACGAAGAUAACAGGAACUCACAAGCUUGGGAUCCCAUCUGCAACAGAUUCCAGACUUCCACUCAUCCAGGCGCUCCAAACGCCUCACUUCAAACAACCACUCAGCGACUGUGCAGUCUGUAAAGGAAGUGAUGCUACCUUUCAAGGUGUUAUCACAGGAAGUCGACCUCUGAGCGUUUCCUGGCUACACAAUGGUGAGAGGUUGCACUCAAGUAAAACCUCCUUCCAGAAUGGUGUUUCCAGUCUGUCUCUGACUCAGUGUAAACCUGGCGAUGCCGGGACGUACACGUGCACAGCUGAGAAUACUGCUGGGAAACAGUCAAGCAGUGCUGUGCUACAAGUCACAGAAACAAAGGAAAUCCCCAGAACAAGCAACCAUGAGCUGCACAGUGAGGUCACAUUUAAGGUUGCGUUACCCAAGAACACCCAAUUGUCCUCAGCUUCUAAAAAUGGACGACAGCACAGAGAAGAAAACAAAGUCUCCACAGCUAUCAGUGAUACAAACUUUCAAACAAAAGUCUCCCCAAGCAAAGGGCCUCCUGUGGAGUUUGUGGACCCCCCAGAGCAGGUGGAGGUUCGAGUAGGAGAGCAGGCCCGACUUCACUGUGAGUUCAGGAGCAGCUCUGUCCCUGUGGCCUGCUGCUGGAUUUUCAACAAAGACAAGGUGGUAGUAAGAGGGUCAAGGAAGUCUAUCACGAGCAGUGAGACACAGAGCAGUGUGGAGAUCUCUCAGGCCUGCCCAGAGGACAAAGGCUCGUACACCGUCGUAGCGCGAAACAGAAAAGGCUCUGCCCAGCACACCAUCUCCCUCAGUGUCAUGGACCGCCCAGCCCCUCCGGCCUCACAGCCUGUGGUGUCCCAGAUGUCCACUCAGUCCCUGGUCCUGUCCUGGACGGGGCCCAGCUACGACGGGGGCACAGCAGUGUUGGGCUACAAAGUGGAGGUGAGAAAUGAGGGCCAAGACAGCCCUGAGAGCUGGACAGAAGCAACCAGCCGUUGUAAAAACACAACCUUCCACGUGCGCUCUGGCCUGCAGCCUCUGGGUCAGUACCGCUUCCGUGUUAGAGCCUACAACUCAGCGGGGGUCAGCGAACCUAGCAGGGAGUCUGAGUGUGUGAAGAUGGCGACUGCAAAAGAAGACAAAAAGGACGAGCCUGAUUCAUAUGUCACAGUGACCAUUGACACCAAACACAAGGCCAAGGAUCACUACAAUGUGCACGAGCAGCUGGGAGUUGGGAAGUUUGGCCAGGUGUUUCGGCUGUCCCACAAAGAAACAGGUCAGGAGGUUGCUGGGAAGUUUUACCGAGCCCGAACCUCCAAAGAAAGAAUGGCAGCACGCAAAGAGAUCGAAAUUAUGAACCAUCUUCACCACCCAAAACUAGCCCAGUGCCUCGCUGCCUAUGAAUCGCGGUCUGAGAUGGUGAUGGUCAUGGAGUAUAUUGCAGGCGGGGAGCUCUUUGAACGCAUCGUGGAUGAAAACUUUGAGCACACGGAGCCCACCAGCGCCCGCUACAUGCAGCAGAUCCUGGAGGGCAUGCAGUACGUUCACAAGCAGAAAAUCGUCCACUUGGACAUCAAGCCAGAGAACAUCGUCUGUGUGGAUACAACUGGCACACGGAUCAAAAUCAUCGACUUUGGCUUAUCUAGUGAACUGGAGGAGGGUAAACCUCUGAUGGUGAUGCAUGGUACCCCGGAGUUUGUGGCCCCUGAGGUGAUCAACUAUGAGCCUGUAGGCCUGGAGACGGACUUGUGGAGCAUCGGAGUCAUCUGCUACAUCUUACUCAGUGGAGAAUCUCCCUUCCAGGGGAACAACGAUGCUGAGACUUUGGCUCUUGUGACUGCUGCCAACUUCGAGUUUGACCAGGAGAGUUUUGAGGACAUCUCUGAUCAAGCUAAAGACUUUAUCAGCUCCCUGCUGAAGAGGGACCGGAGAUGCAGACCAUCAUGUACCGAGGCCCUCGCACACCCCUGGGUGGCCUCUUUUACUCCACUGAGCCCCCUACCCACCAAGUCCCUGAAUAAGUGCAAGAUGAGACGCUUUCUGGCCAAGCGCAAGUGGAAGAAAACUGGCAAGGCUGUUUUGGCCCUACAGCGGAUGUCUAAUCUCUCCAACAGGCCAGACUCUCCUGGCAGCUCCUCAGAGGAGCCAGGAUGGAGCCAAGAGGCAGAGGAGGCCAUCCAGUCGCUGGAUAAGCAGCUGCAGAGAGAGCCUCGCUUCCAGCAGACCCUGAAGGACACCACCCUUCCCAAAGGAGCCACAGCUCGGCUCACAUGCCUUGUCAAUGGCUACCCACAGCUGGAGGUGAAGUGGCUUCAGAAUGAGAAGGCGCUGUGUGAAUCGGGCAGAGUGAGCAUGGAGCACCAUGAAGACGGGCUCUGCUCUCUGACUCUGGAGGAUUUGGAGCUUUCUGACUCUGGAGUUUAUGUGUGCAGGGCCGGCAACAAGCUGGGGGAAGCAAUGUGCUCCGCCAAACUGAAAGUGGAGAUGUAAAUGGAGAAAACAAAAGGAGCUUUAAAUGUCCUUCAUUCGUAAGGAGACUCUUCAGAAGUAGACUGAUGUGAAGGGUUUUGAUAUAGCCUGGACAUGACGUCUGUACAUGGGUGGACAGGUGUAUACUGCCACACAAAAAGGCUGCUUACAAUUUAUUUAAAGGGACAACUACUAUUAUGGUUGUUUUUGGACCAAAUACCCAGAACCCUUUGUUUCACUAGCCACAUUAAAUAAAUAAAGGUGAAAUCAUGUUACUGUGAGCUCAGCACCAUUCACGUGAAAACUGUACAUUUUGCACAUUAAAAUAUUAUUCAAAUGUAAUGUUUUUAAAGGCAUCACGAUUAAAGGCUGAAUGAGGAAAA
This is a messenger RNA of Gymnodraco acuticeps, 3209 nucleotides long. Its product is annotated as myosin light chain kinase, smooth muscle-like. NCBI's taxonomy places the organism in Eukaryota, Metazoa, Chordata, Actinopteri, Perciformes, Bathydraconidae. Gene Ontology annotation, molecular function: ATP binding; protein binding; protein kinase activity. Bases 238 to 2847 code for a protein of 869 amino acids. The transcript is spliced from 18 exons. Gene Ontology annotation, biological process: protein phosphorylation. The record is from RefSeq and is a predicted model, not a curated record.